This is a messenger RNA of Gallus gallus (chicken), 2599 nucleotides long. It is a transcript of the gene ICOS, whose product is annotated as inducible T-cell costimulator. The transcript is spliced from 6 exons. The record is from RefSeq and is marked validated. Gene Ontology annotation, biological process: T cell tolerance induction; cell-cell adhesion; T cell costimulation. NCBI's taxonomy places the organism in Eukaryota, Metazoa, Chordata, Aves, Galliformes, Phasianidae. The coding region runs from base 19 to 678 and encodes 219 amino acids.
ACAGCAGUCAGAAGGCUGAUGCCUCUAUGUCAGGCAAGCAUGAAGACAGUUGCAGUAACUUUCUGUCUCCUCUGCUUUCAGUUUGAAGCCUUGUGUGGAGUGGAUACUUGCUCAUCAAGAUUGUGCAAAAAUAUAGAUAAGCUUCAGGUCUCGGACCCCCAGGGGAUAGUAGAAUUUGAAAAUGGAAACUUCAAGUUAAUAUUUCAAAACCCCAAAAAUGUGAACGAGUUCAGCAUGACCCUCCUCAAAGGGCGAGAAAGGAAGGCAAUCUGUGCACUCCAUAUGAAUAAUAAGAAAGCUGUCCCAGAGAGUAAUGUCACCUACUGCCAGGCAGAGCAUUCAGAUACCAGCACCACCUUCAUUCUCACAAAUCUGGACAGAAAGCACAUCGACACUUAUACCUGCUGCCUGGAAAGUUUAUUACCCCCCCCUUACAUACAUUGCCACUUGAAAGAAACCUAUUUGUACAUCCAAGAUAAGGAAGACUGCUCUUCACAAGGAAUCAUGUCAUGGAUAAUUAUUGGCCUGAUUGCAUUUGCCCUGAUUUUCUGUGUCUGCUUUGUAGUAGCCUGUCACUUAAGGAAUAAGAAUCAGCAGUGUGAAUCCAACUCCCAUGAGUACAACAGUGAAUACAUGCCCAUGGCAGCAGUGAAUGCAGCUAAAAAACCAAGAAUCUGAGGUUCAAAUUGCUUACGGCAUAGAAAUUCUGGCAGCAGAAGUUUCCAGCUACUUGAACCUGGAUAACAGGAAAUCAGCAUUUCCUCACCUUCCUCUGCCUCCCUGAGCUCUUAUGAUGGCCCUGUGCUCAGUCAUGAUACUGAUGUCUAGUACUAGUACUGUUCUAAGCUGUUUUGCUCUCACCUUGCGUGUUAAUUGGCACACUGCCUGAUCCACUGACUUGUGCAUGAAGUGCUAACAAUGUGUUAAAGAUGUCAGCUUUUAGCUGAAGAAAAUGUUGUGUUUGCUUGAGAGUAGAUUCCUGUAGUGCUGCUACAGGGGGAACUUCUAUUUUCUACAGUCUCUAUGGUAAACUUUCCACUGGGAACAAAAGAAAAAGACUACCUCCAAUGCCAAUCCUUGUGGCUUAGCAAUACGCACUGUCAGUGCAUUGCACAAGCCCUUUUGUUAGGGCUAAUCUAUGAUGCCAUGAAUUCAUCCUAAUAUUCACUGUCAAACUUCUAUGCACCACACUAGGAGUGAGCAGUAUGCACACAUGUUCUCCUGCAAGCUGUGAGACAGCAGGGAAACAAAACCUGAGAAAGCACAGCAGAGACUUUACUCUGACUCAGAACCUCAAGCACAUGCAGCUGCAUUUUUUGUAUUUGUGCUGUUGGUACAUAUUUGCCAUUUGUACAUUAGGGACCCUCUUAUUUAAUUAAAUUCUGAAUUCUUCUAUCAGAAGAGGAAUUUUUACUAUAACUGUUCUUUAAAUCAGUUCAAACCUGUGGAAUUGCUCCCUCAACUAGGAGGUGUGAUCUCUUCCUUUCUUAACAGCCCAAAUACAACAGAGUCCUCAAAACCAGUGUAUCCAUGGACUCUUCUUUGCAAUUAUGUUCCUCUUGUGUUUUGACAUGAAACCUUUGCCACUUCCCUAGUGGGUUUAGGGGUUACUUGACCAGCAGAUUGCUCAGAGCCUAUAAUACGAAUAAAUUAAUUGAAUGAAUGAAUAAAUGAAUGAAAUUAUCAAUCCUUCAUUUUAUUUGUGAAAUCCACCCAAACUCUGGACCAUAAAUGACCAACUGGGAAUCCUACCUGAAUAUAUUGCCAAAAUUUGGCUGCAUGAAGCAGAGCAGUGCACUGUUGAGUCUCUUUGUAAUUCUUUGGCAAAACAAAUAUUGCUCAGAGGAUACAACGCUGUUUGUCUGGUAAACAGAAGUCUAGUUUCAAAUUUGAUAGAGUAAACAGAGAUCAUCAGGCAUGGGAAGGAUGCAAGCUGGUAUGUCAAGAACAGAGUUUUCCUCAACAGAAGUCUAAAUACGUAGAGGUAUUGCAGAGAGAAGGUGUAAAUUGUUCUCUGCGGCAUUAAGCAAAGGGAAAAUGAGAAGGGUACUGAAAGAAGUGGGGACUUCCAAUUUAGCAGGAGCUAACCCACUAAAACAACCAGCUCCUAGGUACAGAUGUAGAGGGGCAGCCUGGUAUGCUGGGUAAUAUUCUUUUCUGUCAUUCCAUAAAUACAUAAUAAUAAAUACAUAAUUUUGCCAGUUUAUUUAAGCUCCCUAUCAAACAAAAAUAUCCUCCACAAAUACAUGGUUUCAAUAUUUUGAAAAUCAUUGGUAAAAAAAAUGGAUUUGAAAAUUAUCAGUGAAUAAUAACCUCUACUGCUUAUGAUAAAUGCUUGAUAUAAAAUACUGUGUAACAGAGGAAUCUUGCUCCCUGGAACUUCCAACCAAACUGAGAGAGAAAUUCUUGGAAUAAAGAAUUUCUGAAAGAAUGAAAAAAAAAGAGGUUUGCUUGAGAUGCUUCUGUGAAAAAGAUACGUCAAAAUAUGUUGUACUCUAGAAAGACAAACGGAUUAAACCCACUGUAAAAAAGCUUUGGGAAGUCUCAGGUUUCAUCACUGCUUUUAAAUUCUUAAUAAAACCUCUUUUAUUUGCUAUAC